AUGGCCAUACCAGCAGGAGCAAUAGCAGGUAUUGUUAUUGGUGUUUUGCUUAUUAUUUUAUUAUUUGUUCUUUACCAUUCUAUAUUUAUUGUUCAACAAUCAGAAGGUAUAGUUAUAGAAAGACUUGGUAGGUUCCACAAAGUAUUGGAUUCUGGUAUUAAUUUUGUUAUUCCAAUUAUUGAUUCACCAAGAAACUUUACAUGGCGUAAAACAUUAAUUACCCAUGAUGGUACCAUCACUGAUGUUGUCAAAACAUCAACCAGAAUCGAUUUAAGAGAAUCAGUAUUCAAUUUUUUAAAACAAGAAGUUUAUACAAAAGAUACAGUUUUAUUAGAUGUACAUGCACUAAUGUAUUUUAGAAUUUUUGAUAUAAAGAAAGCAAUUUAUGAAGUUGAUGAUUUACAAGGUGCACUUUCAAAUACAGCACAAACUCAAUUAAAAGAAGUUUUUGGUAAUAUGACUUUCUCUGAAGCAUUAGAAUCACAAACUCAAAUUAAUGACCAUUUAGUACAAGAGUUUUCAAAAUUAUUUAGUAAUUGGGGACUUCACAUCUCAAGAAUGGAGUUAUUAGAUUUAUCACCAAAAUCUGCAAUUAGUGAAGCAAUGAAAAAACAAAUGGUUGCUGAAAGAAAAAGAAGAGGUGAUUUUAUCAAAAGUGAAGGUGAAAAAGCAGCAAUGAGUUUACUUGCAGAUGGUAAAAGAAUGGAAUAUAUUAAUUUAGGUAUAGCAGAACAAGAGUCAACUAGAAAGAAAUCAGAAGGUAAUGCAGAAGCUACCGUAGAAAUGGCACAAGCCGAAUCAGCAUCAUUAGAAUAUAUGUCAAAUGCUCUUUGUGAAGAUACUGAUUCCGAAAAUCCUCAAACAAACUAUAUGAUUUCAUUAAGUUAUUUGGAUAUGAUCAAUAAUAGAAGAUCUGUCAAAGUUUUACAUGUUCCAUAUAAAAUCGAUGGUAUUCAAUCAAUUCUUAGUGAUUUCACUUCGCCAUAUCAAAAUACUUUAGAAAAUAAUAAAACUAAGGUUAAUAAAAACAAUAACAACAACAAUAAUAAUAACACUUUUAAACCACAAAUUACAAAAAGACCUGAAAAGAAAGAUUUUUCAGAACUAGAUUAA
Messenger RNA from Dictyostelium purpureum, 1113 nucleotides. RefSeq lists its product as uncharacterized. The record is from RefSeq and is a predicted model, not a curated record. NCBI's taxonomy places the organism in Eukaryota, Evosea, Eumycetozoa, Dictyosteliales, Dictyosteliaceae. The transcript has 3 exons. The coding region runs from base 1 to 1113 and encodes 370 amino acids.